Molecule: messenger RNA, 1809 nt
Organism: Endocarpon pusillum Z07020
Lineage: Eukaryota; Fungi; Ascomycota; Eurotiomycetes; Verrucariales; Verrucariaceae
Exons: 1
Coding region: 1-1809 (602 amino acids)
Biological process (GO): 'de novo' IMP biosynthetic process
Molecular function (GO): phosphoribosylaminoimidazole carboxylase activity; metal ion binding; ATP binding
Source: RefSeq, a predicted model, not a curated record
AUGGACGACCUUCAGGUGGGUGUCCUAGGAGGAGGCCAAUUAGGAAGAAUGCUUGUCGAAGCAGCCCAUCGCCUGAACAUCAAAGUUUCUGUUCUCGACGCUGCAAAUGCUCCUGCCAAGCAGAUCAAUGCUCUGACAGAGCACGUUGAGGGUUCUUUUGCCAAAGCUGCCGACGUUCUCGCAUUGUCCCAGAAGUGUGACAUCCUUACGGUCGAGAUUGAGCAUGUCGAUACGAAAGUUCUCGAAGAGAUCUCGGAAAGAGAGCCACUGAAAGUCCAGCCAAACUGGCAGACGAUCAGGAUCAUCCAAGACAAAUACAGGCAGAAAGAAAAGCUCAUUCGAAAUGGCAUCCCCACAGCAGAGUCGAUGCCAUUUGGUACUGCAUCUCCUCAAGGUCUGAAGGAGAUAGCAGAUCGUCUAGGCUACCCUUUCAUGCUCAAGUCACGCACAGAAGCUUACGACGGACGGGGGAACUAUCCAGUCAGGUCUGUCUCAGAGAUUGAGAAAGCCAUCGCUACGCUCAAAGACAGGCCAUUAUAUGUCGAGCGGUGGGCAGAUUUUCAAAUGGAGCUGGCUGUAAUGGUUGUUAAGACAUCUUCGGCUGCGUCAACAUCCUCAUGGGAGACGUCCACCAAAGCAUUUCCUGUGGUUGAGACGGUUCACGAAGACAGCAUAUGCAAGCUCACCUACACACCUGCACGUGGCAUCUCCAAAACAGUCAAACUACAAGCACAAGAACUGGCGCGAAAAGCCGUUUCUGCCUUCGAAGGUCGAGGGGUCUUCGGUGUAGAAAUGUUCCUCCUCCAAGACUCGUCUCUUCUCAUUAAUGAAAUCGCUCCCCGACCCCACAACUCAGGCCAUUACACCAUAGAAGCAUGCCACAUGUCUCAAUACGAGGCACACCUCCGCGCAAUCCUCCCUAACCUGAGCAACACCAUAAUCCCGGAGGCCACCUCUCUGCUUACGCCCAACACCAACGCCAUCAUGCUCAACAUUCUCGGCGGUCCAACUCCCACCUCCCAUCUCAUCGUCGCUCGCGCUGCUCUCACUGUUCCCGGCGCUAAAAUCCACCUCUACGGCAAAGGUGAAGGGGGCCCCGGCCGGAAGAUGGGACACGUCACCCUGAUAGCACCCACUAUGAAAGAAGCCCAGGAGAAAUUACAGCCCCUCAUCAACCUCGUCGAUGCCAUCCGUAUCCACCGUUCCGAGGGACCAAGCACAUCACUAGAAACCAUUCUCGCGACCGCCCACACUCUCUCCAUUACCGACUCGUCCCGCGCACCCCUCAAGGCCAAGCCCCUGAUCGGCAUAACAAUGGGCUCCGACUCUGACCUUCCUACCCUGAAACCCGGACUUCAAAUACUAGAUGAUUUCCGCAUCCCGUAUGAAGUAACUAUAACCUCCGCCCACCGCACACCCGACCGGAUGCUACAAUACGCCCGCACCGCGUCCUCUCGCGGCCUAAAGGUCAUCAUCGCCGCGGCAGGAGGGGCCGCGCAUCUACCCGGCAUGAUUGCCUCUUCCACCCCACUACCUGUCAUCGGAGUACCCGUCAAGGGUAAAACGCUGGACGGGAUGGAUUCCUUACUUAGCAUUGUGCAGAUGCCGCGCGGGGUGCCGGUCGCGACGGUGGCGAUUGAUAACAGCGUCAACGCAGCGCUGCUGGCGGUCAGGGUUUUGGGGGUCGAGGAUGAGGACGUCAGGGCGAGGGUGGAGGGGUACAUGAUGGAGAUGCAGAAGGAGGUUUUGGCGAAGGCGGGAGUGUUGGAGGAGCGGGGCUGGAAGGAUUAUAGUGGUGGCAGUAAAUGA